Molecule: messenger RNA, 600 nt
Organism: Baudoinia panamericana UAMH 10762
Lineage: Eukaryota; Fungi; Ascomycota; Dothideomycetes; Mycosphaerellales; Teratosphaeriaceae
Exons: 1
Coding region: 27-410 (127 amino acids)
Molecular function (GO): protein binding
Source: RefSeq, a predicted model, not a curated record
CAGGAGUCAUUGCUGUCAAAGUCAAGAUGCUCAAGAUGCUCAAACUCGCUGGCGCGCAGCUCGAGAUUCCCAACAAUCAAGGCUACCGACCUCUUCACGUAGCAAUCCGUCUUGGUCUCGGGUCAAUGGCGGCCCUGCUGCUUCUGGCUGGGGCGGAUGCUGAGGCGAGAGACUCGGACGGCUGGACACCGCUUCACUUGUGUGCGAACGGUAAGGGCGAGCAAGUGCAGAUUGCAGCCUUCCUGCUAGAGCGAGACGCGAAUUUGAAGGCUCGGUUGCCGCCCCCAUUGUCGCUUACGCCGCUGCAACUUGCGAAGAAGUCUGGGAAUGCGACUAUGGUGAAUCUCUACUCUGGAAAGAAGACAGAUAGUGGCCUGGCGAAGUGGUUUGCGAAACGGGGAGUUACAUAAUUAGCCAGACUGGAAGACAUUGCCCCGUCCACGCUGCACCAGGCAUUGUGUUAUCGGCGGCGUUUGGAAGGAUGCCAGGGCGGCCAAAUGCUACUUCGACAUCGUGACAUUGUAGCCCUCCUCAAGAUCGUGUCUGCUCACGGUAGCUACCGUACGCAAGGUCGCAUUUGGCAGCGAGUAAUGAUUAAAC